ACAUGUUAUAUUUACUGUUGUUUAGGCUGGUUGAAUGAGUUCCCUAUGAGAGUCUACUUCUUCUGCAAGAAAACAGGCGGCCGCACCAGUUUCCUCAUAUGAGAGAGUCUACUUCUUCUGCAAGAAAACAGGCGGCCGCACCAGUUUCCUCAUAUGAGAGAGUCUACUUCUUCUGCAAGAAAACAGGCGGCCGCACCAGUUUCCUCAUAUGAGAGAGUCUACUUCUUCUGCAAGAAAACAGGCGGCCGCACCAGUUUCCUCAUAUGAAAUUAAAAGUAGGUUUGUGACCUAACACACUUUCAAAAUGGCUGUUGAAACUGUGGGACACAUUUCUCUGCAAGAAGUCGGAUAAAUGUGUUGAUUUGAAGGAAAGACGAGCAGACUGUUGUCAGUGGUCUAAAAUGAGUAUCUCUGGGGAGAAAGAGGAGGGGGGCCCUGCCUCCAAAAUGAGACUCUCUGGGGAACAUGACACCACAGCUAAAAGUCCAAUCAAGCAGGAGAGACCAGCCUCCCUUGUACCCAUCGGUGUGUCCAUGAAGAGUGAGCGGUCUAUGGGUACACCUAUAUUGUUCAGAGAGGCAGACUUUUCUACUGGUCAAAGAAACCAAGAGGAGAGAUCAGAGUCAGAGAUUCUCAGUGGUCAGUCUUCCCAGAGUCAUCAAACAGACCUGGCCUCCAUAUUCAGUUUGCUUGAAGAGAAUAUUAUCACAUUUAUAAAGAACGAGCUGAAGAUGUUCAAGAGGAUUCUUAGUCCAGAACUCCCAGAAGGCUUUGAGAGUCAGAAGCAGGAUAAGGAAGUGGUGGACACUGAAGAUGAGAAGCAGGAGAGCAGUGCCAGAGAGGGAGCUCUGAAGAUCACACUGCAUGUCCUGAGGAAAAUGAACCAGAAGGAGCUUGCUGACACACUGGAGAAAAAUGAACUUGCUGUGAUUUGCCAACGUGAACUCAAAUCUAAUCUAGAGAAGAAGUUUCAAUGUGUAUUUGAGGGGAUCGCUAAACAAGGAAACCCAACACUUCUCAAUAAGAUCUACACAGAGCUCUACAUUACAGAGGGUGGAACAGGAGAGGUCAAUAAUGAACAUGAGCUGAGACAGAUUGAGACAACAACCAGGAAACAAGCAAGACCAGAGACUGCAAUCAAAUGUAAUGAAAUCUUCAAACCCUUAACUGGACAAAACAAACUUAUCAGAACUGUGUUGACAAAGGGAGUCGCUGGCAUUGGAAAAACAGUCUCUGUGCAGAAGUUCAUUCUGGACUGGGCUGAAGGAAAAGCAAAUCAGGAUGUCCAAUUUGUUUUUUCAUUCCCUUUUCGGGAGCUGAAUUUGAUGAAAGAGAAAAAACACACUUUGAUUGAACUUCUCAACCACUUCUCAAUGGAAACCAAAGAAUCAAGAAUCUCCAAAUACGACAAGUACAAAAUUCUGUUCAUCUUUGAUGGUCUGGAUGAGUGCCGACUGCCCCUAGACUUCCAGAACAACAAGAUCUGUUGUGACGUCACCAAGUCAACCUCAGUGGAUGUUCUGCUGACAAAUCUCAUCAAUGGAAACCUGCUUCCCUCUGCUCUCCUCUGGAUAACUACCCGACCUGCAGCAGCCAAUCAGAUCCCCCCUGAGUGUGUUGACCAGGUGACAGAGAUACGAGGGUUCAAUGACCCACAGAAGGAGGAGUACUUCAGGAAGAGAUUCAGUGAUGAGGACCUGGCCAGCAGAAUCAUCUCACACAUAAAGACAUCAAGGAGCCUCCACAUCAUGUGCCACAUCCCAGUCUUCUGUUGGAUUUCUGCAACAGUCCUUGAACACAUGCUGAAACAUAAGAGAGAAGAGAUGCCCAGUACUCUGACUGAGAUGUACACACACCUUGUGGUGUUUCAUACCAUAAAGAAGAAUGAAAAGUAUCUUGAGAAAGAAGAGACAGGUCCACACUGGAAUAAAGAGAGAAUUCUGUCACUGGGAAAACUGGCUUUUCAACAGCUUGUGAAGGGAAAUCUGAUUUUCUAUGAAGAAGACCUGAAAGAGGCUGGCAUUGAUGUCAAUGAAGCCUCAGUGUACUCAGGAUUGUGCACACAGAUCUUUAAAGAGGAAUGUGGGCUGUACCAGGACAAGGUGUACUGCUUCGUGCAUCUGAGCAUUCAGGAGUUUCUGGCUGCUGUAUAUGUGUUCCUCUCAUUCAGCAACAACAAUGAGAAUCUAAUGGCCGAACCUCAAUCAACAUCCAGGAACUUUUAUGUGAGGAUCAGACAGAAAAUUAAAGUCACCGUCUACAAGAGUGCUGUGGAUGAAGCCUUACAAAGUGAGACGGGAAACCUGGACCUUUUCCUCCGCUUCCUUCUGGGCCUCUCACUGGAGUCCAAUCAGAAGCACUUACGAGGUCUACUGACAAAGACAAGAAGCAGCUCACAGAGCCAUGAAAAAACAGUCAAGUACAUCAAGGAGAAGAUCAGGGAGAAUCCCUCUCCAGAGAGGAGCAUCAAUCUGUUCCACUGUCUGAAUGAACUGAAUGACCAUUCUCUAGUGGAGGAGAUCCAAAACUACCUGAGCUCAGGAAGUGUCUCAGAAGCAAAACUCUCACCUUCACAGUGGUCAGCUCUGGUCUUUGUGUUGCUGUCUUCAGAAAAGGAGCUGGAUGUGUUUGACCUGAAGAAAUACUCCAGAUCAGAGGAAGGUCUUCUGAGGCUGCUGCCAGUGGUCAACGCCUCCAGAGCUGCUCUGCUGUCAGGCUGUGGAGUCACGGAAAAAGGCUGUGCUUCUCUGGCCUCUGCUCUGAAGUCAAACCCCUCACACCUGAGAGAGCUGGAUCUGAGUAACAAUGACCUGAAGGAUUCAGGAGUGAAGCUGCUCUCUGACGGACUGGGGAAUCCCCACUGUAAACUGGAGACUCUGAGGCUGUCAGGCUGUCUAGUCACAGAGGAAGGCUGUGCUUCUCUGGUCUCAGCUCUGAGGUCAAACCCCUCACAUCUGAGAGAGCUGGACCUGAGCUACAAUCAACCAGGAGACUCAGGAGUCAGACUGCUCUCUGCUAGACUGGAGGAUCCACACUGCAGACUGGAGAAACUCAAGCUGUCAGGCUGUGGAGUGACGGACAAAGGCUGUGUUUCUCUGGUCUCAGCUCUGAAGUCAAACCCCUCAAACCUGAGAGAGCUGGAUCUGAGUAACAAUGACCUGAAGGAUUCAGGAGUGAAGAUUCUCUCUGCUGGACUGGGGAAUCCCCACUGUAAACUGGAGACUCUGAGGCUGUCAGGCUGUCUAGUCACAGAGGAAGGCUGUGGUUCUCUGGUCUCAGCUCUGAAGUCAAACUCCUCACACCUGAGAGAGCUGGACCUGAGUAACAAUGACCUGAAGGAUUCAGGAGUGGAGCUGCUCUCUGCUGGACUGGGGAAUCCCCACUGUAAACUGGAGACUCUGAGGCUGUCAGGCUGUCUAGUCACAGAGGAAGGCUGUGCUUCUCUGGUCUCAGCUCUGAGGUCAAACCCCUCACACCUGAGAGAGCUGGACCUGAGCUACAAUCACCUAGGAGACUCGGGAGUCAGACUGCUCUCUGCUGGACUGGAGGAUCCAAACUACAGACUGGAGAAACUCAAUGUGGAUCAUGGUGGAGAGAACACAAUGAAACCUGGGCUUAGAAAAUAUGCCUGUGAUCUCACACUGGACCCAAACACAGCACACAGACUCCUCUCUCUGUCUGAGGAGAACAGAAAGGUGACAUGUGGGAGAAAGAAGCAGCCGUAUCCUGAUCACCCAGAGAGAUUUGAGGUCUGUAGACAGGUGCUGUGUAGAGAGCUUCUGACUGGGCGCUGUUACUGGGAGGUAGAGUGGAGUGGGGGAUGGCCAGUUAUAGGAGUGACAUAUAAAGGAAUCAACAGGAGAGGAGAGGGUAAGGACUGUGGACUCGGAUGGAAUGACAAGUCCUGGAGUCUGUUCUGCUCUGACAACAGUUACACUGCCAGGCACAAUUAUAAUACCACUCUCAUAGACGUCCCUUCCUCCAGCUCCCACAGAGUAGGAGUGUAUCUGGACUGGCCAGCCGGCACUCUGUCCUUCUACAGAGUCUCCUCUGACACACUGACCCACCUGAACACAUUCUACACCACAUUCACUGAGCCCCUCUAUCCAGGGUUUUGGGUUUAUGAUGACUCUUCAGUGUCCCUAAUCAAACACAACACAAUAUUUUAAUAAAAUAUAAAAUAAGAAUAUAAAUAGAUGAAUAUAAAAUAGAUAAAUAUAUAACUCUGUGUCACACACACUGGAAACACACACACACACACACACACACACACACACACACACACACACACACACACACACACACACACACACACACACACACACACACACACACACACACACACACACACACACAC
This is a messenger RNA of Oncorhynchus gorbuscha (pink salmon), 4357 nucleotides long. Its product is annotated as NACHT, LRR and PYD domains-containing protein 12-like. Gene Ontology annotation, molecular function: protein binding. NCBI's taxonomy places the organism in Eukaryota, Metazoa, Chordata, Actinopteri, Salmoniformes, Salmonidae. The transcript has 13 exons. The coding region runs from base 402 to 4169 and encodes 1255 amino acids. The record is from RefSeq and is a predicted model, not a curated record.